Drosophila subobscura is the source of this 2084-nucleotide messenger RNA. RefSeq names its product larval serum protein 1 gamma chain. The transcript is spliced from 3 exons. Bases 18 to 2051 code for a protein of 677 amino acids. The record is from RefSeq and is a predicted model, not a curated record. NCBI's taxonomy places the organism in Eukaryota, Metazoa, Arthropoda, Insecta, Diptera, Drosophilidae.
UGCCGAAAACAAGUGCCAUGAAAUUUCCAUGCCUCUUAUCGCUCAUCUUUUUGCUAUACCUAAAUGCUGUCUUCGCGGGUGGAAUAGCUAAUCGUUACUAUCUGGAGAAGCAACGCUUUCUGCUGGAGAUACUCCAUCAUGUCCACGAACCUCUUCUUAACGAUCAAUGGCGUUCGUUGGGUGAACAUUUGGUCAGCGAUAAAACCCAAUAUGUGGUGUACAAUGAACAAAUGUCCGACUUCUUUGAGACCUUUACCCGUGGCAGACUUGUGCCCCGUGAGGUGUACUACAAUCCGCAGUACCCCGCGCAUUAUCAGCAGUCAUUGGGUCUCUAUAACUUCUUCUAUCACACACGGGAUUGGAUUACUUUAUGGCAAAACAUCUGCUGGGCACGGGUGCAUGUGAAUCCGGGAAUGUUUCUGCAGGCUUUGAGCCAGGUGCUGCUCAAGCGGGAGGACUAUCAGGCGCUGGUCAUGCCCAAGAUUUAUGAGCUGUGGCCAGAAGCGUUUCACAAUGAGGUGACCGUGAGGAGUGCAAGAAAUUUCAACUUUGCCAAUUGGAUACGACAGCAGGACACAUUCACGAGUCAGCCGCUGGAGGUGCAACAGAUUCUGCCCCAAGAGUUGCAGCCCAUUCGGCUGGAGGGAGAUCUGCGUAGCUGCACCAAGUGGUUCGAGGCGAUGGCUGAUGUGCACAUACUUCGACUCAAGGAACAUCAGCGAGGACUGCACCGCCUGCAGCAUCUCAUCGAGGACAUUGGCUGGCAGUCCUAUUGGUACUACAUCAAUCUGGGCAUAGCCCAGACGGAUAACAGCUCGCAGGAGCUUCAGGAGUGGUGGUACAACCAGUUGGGUCAGCUCUUGGCACGCUACAAGCUGGAACGCUAUGGCCAGCAGCUGCCAUACAAACCAUUAACCCUCCAGGAGGCGGAUAACCUGCGUACACCGCACCUGUUGACCUGGCUCAAUCAACGCUUUCAACUGGUGACCCCGACCACCGCGAAAAAGGUGACCCAAGCACUGCAAACCCUAGAGACAAACGUUGCCGAUGCAAUUUCAACGCGUAGAUUUAUGCUAAACAAUGGCUCCAACAUCGAUCUGGAAGCAGCUGCCAACUGGCGGCUGGGCUUAAGGGAACUCUUUCCCUUUGACCUGACACAACUGCAACUGGAGUCGGCCAGCGAGCCCCAAUUGUUGCUCGAUCUGCGCACUUCGCUGCGUUCGACAGAGUUCUAUUACUACGCUGAGCGUUUACUCCUUUCGUAUCGAAGGUAUCGUCAGGUUCUGCAACCCUCACCCAGAACUUCUUUCAGACCCACCGAACUAAGGAUUGAUUCAAUGGACAUCACUCCACUGAUCACCUACGACGAACCGGUGGAUGUGGAUCUAAGCAAUCUGCUGCAUGCUCGACACUUUCACUACGAUGGACACUUCAUGUGGCCUUUCACCCUGCAGCAACGACAAUAUCGACUGCAGCAGGAGCCCUUUAGCUUCAGUCUUCAAAUCACCAGCAACAAGACCCAAUCGAUCGUCUUGAGACUUUUUCUCACUACCGCAGAGAGUGACUCUGGUGCUGUCAAUCGAGAGCCCUUCUAUCAGUUGGACUCCUUUCUGACGGUGCUCUAUGAAGGUGUGAACCGAAUUACCAGAGAUUCUCGACAGAUAAGUGGGUUGAUUGGUGAUCACAUCUCACUCACCGAACUCCACCAGUAUGUGAGGCUGGCCGAGCAGGAGGAGUUUGAUUUCCCACUGAAUAUUUCCACUCCGAAUUGCGGCUUCCCCAGGCGUUUGAUAUUGCCCCGCGGUGGUCAGCGGCAGGCCCUGCGUCUGCGCCUACUGAUCGUGGCCACGGUUUACGACUUCAAGGCCAGGCAGGCCAACGAACUGAACUGUGACUUCAGCAAGGGGGUUAGCCGCUGGGACGAGCUUCCCUUGGGCUAUCCCUUCGAGCGUUAUUUGGAGGUGGAGGAUGAGGCGUUGCAUCUAUGGGGAGAUCACACCUUCUGGCAGCCUGUGGAGAUCAAUCAUGUGGAUCGUUUUCGCCAUGAAUAAAUAAAGAUUUGAUGAUCUUUGGAGUUCUAAUGG